UCCAGGAAGCAAAAGAUACAUUACUAAGAACUGCAGCAGCAAGGAUGCUUGGAAAAAAGGUCCCAGAAGAAAUAUUACACGACCCUUAUGCGCUAGCUAUCUAUGAGAAAGCUUUGCAAGCCGGUAAAGAAAAGGAUAAAUCCAUUCGGGUAAACAUAGUCGGUAACUUCAGACAAGGUAAAACGACAUUAAUGAGAAGGUUGUUGGGGCAAGAAAUCAGAGACAUUACAAGUACAAAUGGAAUAGUUGUGGAACAGUAUAGAUGCAAGGAAACUAACGAUGGAACAUUGCAUUACACCAAAGCAGACGACAUUGAUACUUCGGAAUAUGUCCAGCGUUUAGUUUCGGUUGCUGUAAGUGAUGGGCUUAUAGAAGAAGAAGUGCAAGUUAAGUGUUUGUUGCAACAAACUAUAACAGGCGCAGAAACCUCAAAAGAACCUAUGCAAACGACUAGUGAAGAUUUAGCCCAAAGUACAGAUACUAAAGAUGUAAUAAAUAAUUCAUUAAGCAAAAGUGAAACAAAAGAAGGUAAUCAGAAGACAUCUUCAUUGUUAUCCAUAGAAGAAAAGGGUGUGUUUGCAAAAGCUCUGAAGACUAGUCAGCCAUCCUUACAAAAAGAAAAAGAGACUGUGUUUGAUAUUUGGGAUUUUGGUGGACAGUACAUUUUCUAUGCAACUCAUACAAUCUUUCACAGCAAAAGGGCAAUUUAUAUUUUGGUGUUUGACUUGUCAGUUGGCUUGAACCAAAUUGUCACUGAGGACAAGUUUCCAACAGAGUCGGAAAGUAGAGAUAUGAAAUAUUUCAUCAAUUUCUGGAUGAAUUCCAUUCAUUCGUUUGUUGGAUCCGAAGAUGGCUUAUUACCAAAGGUUAUCCUUGUAGGUACUCACAAAGACAAGCUGAAAGGAACGAAACACGAAAAAGAAAUAUAUAUCAGGAAGUACUUUGAAGAGAUCAGAGAAAUGUUUGAUGGAACAAGUUUGUCAAACCAUAUUCAUUUUGACGAUUUUGCUGUUGAUAAUACUAAUGCGAAAGAUACUUCAAUCAUAAGAAUUGGAGAUGAACAGUCAGAAACUUUUGAAAUACCACUGAAAUGGAUUCAGCUGGAGAAGUCAUUACUGGAAAGGAAACACCUAAAGCUUAUCUCAAUAAAGUUUGUCUUGGCAAUCGAUUUUGAGAAUGAAUUUCCUUUGAGUGAUAAGGAAGAAGUCAAAUUAUUCCUUCGUUACCAUCAUGCAAAAGGGACAUUUGUUUAUUUUGAUGAAGAGCCAAUAUCAGAAUAUGUUGUGCUCGAUCCACAAUAUCUCAUAGAUACAUUUAAAUGUAUACUCACAAGUGAACGUUUCUGCACAAAUGAACCAGAACUCCGCCCACUUUGGAGAAUGCUACUCACGGAGGGAAGACUUGAAAGACAACUGAUUGACCGGCAGUGGGGAAAACCUGAAGACAAAUUCAAAAUGUACAGAGAAAACAAAGAAAUUCUAUUGUCAUUUCUUGUGAAACAUCACAUUAUAUCAGAAGCUGCAGCUUUUGAUGAAAACACACACAAGUCAACAGGACUAGGGUGGUUUGUUGUCCCCAGUCUCUUGGCAGAUCAGUCAUCGAGAACAGAAUUUCACAAAUUUCUCAGUGGAAAGCAACAGACAAACGUUCGUUAUGUGAUAUCGUUCGACUGUUCGUCAAUUGCUCCUACAAUUUACCAUCGCUUGGUAUCAGCAGCAAUAGGUAAGUGGCCUAUAGCAAAAGCUGGCAAGAAAACGUUAAUUUACAAAGACACCUGUGUAGUUCGGUUGAACAUUGAUCAUGCUGGAAUAGCUGAGAUGAAAAAUAACAUGAUCGAGAUGACAGUAGUAAGUCUUUGUCCUUCAACAGGUAUAAACGGUGAACAAGCAGACAAUUUCCGGCGAUUUUCUGAAGCCGUAAUUACAAAUGAAUUUCAGAAAUUGCGGAGUGCCGAGGACAUCCACACAAAACCAUACACUAUUUGGUUUAGAUGUAAUCAUCAGAGUCAUGGCUUAAACGGUAGUGAAAAUCUAAAUGCAAUGAAGGAAAUGGAGAAUAGAAAAUUUGUUCCAUGUCCAGACUUAAUGACUCAUGAUGUCAACGUUGACAAGGCGAAGGAAGAGUGGUUUCAAGAUAACAGGAAAAUAGUAGUUAUUCCAGACAGCCAGUUGACUGACAUAUUGCUAGGCAACAUAUUACAGUGCAUCGGUAACAACUGGCAACUACUUGGUCUUGAACUAGGGCUAUCACAUGUUCAGAUAGAACACAUUGUCGAAGACCAUCCACAUAGUGCAGUCAUGAGAAUAUACACAAUGCUUCAAACCUGGUGUCGGGAAGAUGAAGAUAAGGCAACGCUGAGAGCUCUAGUUGAGACAGCGCAAAGAUGUCCGCAAGUGAGCGUUGACUGGGACAAAUUGAGAAACAUCCUAGACAGAUUACAUUAAGAUAUCCUCACAAGAGCUUUGAUUAGCAUGAUUAGGGCAUAUUGAGAAAUGUCUUAGAUAAAUUGCAUUAAUAAUACCUUAGGUGAGCACUGAGUAAAACAAACUAAAAGCUGUCAAAAAUAAUCGUAGUUAAUAUGUUCUUACGUUUCAGUUGGGUUGGAAAAAUUUAAACAUCCAAUAAACAGACUGAGUUAAGUCCGUACUAUAGCCCUCAUAAACUGAAUAAACUGAAUUUACACUAUAAAUGUGACAAAUUAAUGAAAACAUGUACUAAAGGAAGGAUUACCUUUGCUUCCUGAUGUUGGAAAGUGGUUGUUUCUUUCUAUUUUAUGCUUAGGGUGUCGAAGACCUUGAAGGAAUGCAGUCCGUCUGUUCAUCCAUCCUACAUGCGAUACGUUGGUUGAUGCAAAUCAACCUCUUGGAAAUAGUGUGUCAUACAUUCAUUUUGUAUAUUGGGAAAACAUU
Messenger RNA from Mercenaria mercenaria, 2909 nucleotides. RefSeq lists its product as uncharacterized. The transcript is spliced from 2 exons. Gene Ontology annotation, molecular function: protein binding. The coding region runs from base 45 to 2444 and encodes 799 amino acids. Lineage: Eukaryota; Metazoa; Mollusca; Bivalvia; Venerida; Veneridae. Gene Ontology annotation, biological process: signal transduction. The record is from RefSeq and is a predicted model, not a curated record.